Molecule: messenger RNA, 613 nt
Organism: Periconia digitata
Lineage: Eukaryota; Fungi; Ascomycota; Dothideomycetes; Pleosporales; Periconiaceae
Source: the annotation of a GenBank genome assembly
AACUCACAAAACGUGUGAAAUUAUGCUCUUUUCUUACUGCCUCUUUGUUGCUCUGAUUUAUACGGUGGUUGCAGAUAGGGGGACAGCAAUGCACCCUCGACAAGCAAGCGUAUCGGACCCCAUAUCCUCAUCAAGUCGCCCGGUGCAUAUAACGACAACCACUGUAUCCGCUGGAUAUUACUACUAUGGCGAGAACAUUCGGCAAAGCCCAAUAGUGACAUUGUGGGCUCCUCUCUCAUUUGGGGUAUCUUUCCCAUUCACAAUCGCUCCCAGCAGUUAUGUAAGGUGGUGUUCAUUGUUUCCUUCUUAUUUCACGGGAACAGUGUCCACAGGGUCUACCACGACGAUGGCUUUGACUGUUUCUUAUCUGUCCACACUGGGGACUUCGGCAUGCCCAAUCUGGACUGACUGUCGCGAUGGCACGCUUCUCGGUCCCGAGUCUGCGACAUCUGUCUGUGGGACUACCUUAUCUCGAUGCGUGACUUAUCAUAUGCUGGAAAAAUACGGCCUUAACUCUGCUGAUGGGAUGACUACAUCUCUCACAUGCACUUCUUCGCGCGCAGACAAAGACACAAUCACAACGGUAUACAAGAUCCUGCCACCGUCAAGUUAG